AUGCAAAAACACUUGAAAAGAAACAUUACGGCAGAGAACCACUUAAAAUCUGUAGACAGUGACAACACAUACACUUAUCAAUGGGGCGGUUACACCACCACUGACUUUGCCGUGGACGAGUACGGACUGUGGUUAGUGUACGGAAACAGGAGUAACAACUGUUACCUGGUCAUCGCCAAGAUCAACCCAGACACUCUCAACGUGGAGCAUUCGUGGGCAACGACCAUUCGCAGUGGAAGCGUGGGCAACACUUUCAUGAAAUGUGGCGUGCUUUACGCCACGAAUUCUUACAGUGAAACAUCCACGUACAUCCGCUAUACCUAUGACACCAAUACUGGAAAACAAAAGUCACUUCCUCUGAACAGGAUCCCGUUCAACCAACCUGGUACAUACAAUACCAUGUUAGAUUACAAUCCCCAUGAUGGUCUUCUGUAUUAUGCUGAUGACUAUCAGGGAUAUCUUGCCACGUUCCCAAUUGUUAAAUCAGUGUAGCAAGAUCACGUAUUCA
Molecule: messenger RNA, 508 nt
Organism: Lingula anatina
Lineage: Eukaryota; Metazoa; Brachiopoda; Lingulata; Lingulida; Lingulidae
Product: myocilin-like
Source: RefSeq, a predicted model, not a curated record